AAUCGCUUGUAAAACUAUUGAAAAAUAUACAGUUAAAAUUUCAGGUCAAAAUUAUUAUUCGUUCAAAAGUUACAAGCGAUUUAGUAAGUGCGCUCGGUACAGCGCCCGAGAACAUAAUUACCUGAACGGAGCGGUCGGUUAGGGUCGAGUAGGUAGUCAUUCAUAUACUUCCAAGUUGACAGAAGUUUUAAUAAAAAAAUUAAGCACUUACUAUGGACUAGCAAUUAGGAGAAAUGUAAAUAGCGUUGAAGACAUGAAAAAUGAGAUAUUGGCAACUUAUUUCCAUAUGAUAUCAACAGAUGAUAAUCCACAACAUGACAAAUGUCCAAAGGGUGUAGAUAGCUGGUGUAAGUGGAACGAAGCUAAAGCUCUGGGGACAGAACCUCCAAAACAUCCGACACCUUUGCAUCCUGACGUUCAAAAAGCGAUUUUUCCAAUUUAUCAGGAUUUAUCCCGGGUAGAUUUAUUGGAGAGAUGUUUAGGAGGCCAUACUCAAAAUGCUAAUGAAAGUUUUAAUUCAACUAUUUGGCGUAUGGCCCCUAAACAUUUGCAUAGUGGUUUAAAAACUAUUGAAAUUGCUGCAUACUUGGCUGCUUGCUUAUUCAAUGAAGGCAGUUCAAGUAUUUUAUUAGUCAUGAACGAGUUAGGUCUCAUCGUUGGGAACAAUAGCUUCAAUCACGCACAACAAUCCGACAGUCAGCGCGUAACCCGUCAGAAUCGACGCAGCUCCUUGGACAGUAAAGAAGCCCGAAAAGCACGAAAAGAAAAGCUACAAGCUCAAAAUGAAGCAUAUGAAGCUGAAGAAGGCUUACAAUAUGGUGCUGGAAUAGCUGAUUAAUUGAUAAAAAUUAUGGCCUCCAUGAUGUACACCAGUUGCGAAGUCGGACGACAACCUACGAGAUGUAUCAGCUGAUAUCUUUACUACUUUUUAAGUUUUAUUCUUGUAAAUGUAAAUUUUUACUCUUCAAUAUAUGUACAAAAUAACCCAAAAGUUUGAAUAAAUAAUAUUAAUUUUUUAUACCUUUAAAUAAU
Molecule: messenger RNA, 1032 nt
Organism: Cotesia glomerata
Lineage: Eukaryota; Metazoa; Arthropoda; Insecta; Hymenoptera; Braconidae
Exons: 2
Coding region: 254-838 (194 amino acids)
Source: RefSeq, a predicted model, not a curated record